GCCUUUCCCCCACCCAGUCGCACACAUCAUCCUCUAUUUCGCCAUAGGCAGCUUGAGGAACGCCACUCCAGCCCAUUGCGAUCUGGCUCCAGACGCCCCUGAUCUCACAUAAAGUCCAAAACAAUCCCGCAACACACGCCAAAAGCUACUUCAAAAUUGCUCGGACCAAUACUACGCCCCACUUAGAACACGAUUCAAACAGCAUCCACACCAUGUUGCAAGAAGAACCGAGGCCGCCGGUGCCGAUUCUCGAGGCGCCGAAACUCAGCGUCAAGAACUCGGCCACCGAGUUGAUUGGCAACACGCCGCUCGUCCGGCUGAACAAGGUUCCCCAGUCGUUUGGCGUCGAGGCCGAGGUGUUUGCCAAGGUAGAGUUGUUCAAUGCUGGCGGGAGCGUAAAGGACAGGAUAGCGCUGCGCAUGAUCGAGGAGGCCGAAAAGAGCGGGCGUAUUAAGCCUGGAGAUACCCUUAUAGAACCCACCAGCGGCAAUACCGGCAUAGGUCUGGCGCUGGUCGGCGCAAUCAAGGGCUACAAAACCAUCAUUACCCUCCCCGAGAAGAUGUCAGCCGAGAAGGUGUCGGUUCUCCGUGCGCUUGGUGCCACCAUCAUCCGAACGCCCACCCAGGCCGCCUGGGACAGCCCGGAAAGCCACAUCGGUGUUGCGAGGCGUCUGCUGAAGGAGAUUCCAAACUCGCACAUCCUCGACCAGUACACAAACGAAAACAACCCGCUCGCCCACGAGUUCGGCACCGCCGAGGAGAUCUGGGCGCAGACUGGCGGCAAAAUUACGGCCGUGGUUGCUGGCGCAGGAACCGGCGGUACCAUCAGCGGGAUCGCCAAGGGCCUCAGGAAACAUGACAAUAACAUCAAAGUCAUUGCAGCAGACCCACACGGAAGCAUUCUCGCUCUUCCAGAGUCCCUGAAUGAGGAGAAGGCAAAUAUUCCGUACAAAGUGGAGGGUAUUGGCUACGAUUUCAUUCCAGAGGUGUUGAGCCGGGAUCUUGUGGACAAGUGGUACAAGACAGAUGACCGCGAGUCGUUUCAGCUCGCCAGGCGGCUUAUCGCCGAGGAGGGGCUUCUUGUCGGCGGCAGCUCCGGCAGCGCUAUGGCGGCCAUGCUCAAGGCCGUGAAGGACUUUGGGUUCGGCAAGGGGGAUGUGGUGGUUGUUGUUCUCCCGGACAGCAUUCGCUCGUACCUGUCCAAGUUCGCUGACGACGACUGGCUGGCCGCCAACGGUCUCCUGCCCAAUGACGCCGAGAACGUUGACGGCGAAGACACCACCCCGCAACCCAAGACACUCAGCCAGAGCACCGCCGAUUCCUACUCGGGCGCCACCGUCCGGUCCCUCCGUCUCAAACCCGUGACAUCCGUUCUCACCACCAGCACUUGCUCCGAGGCCAUUGAGACGAUGCGCGACAAGGGCUUUGACCAGCUGCCCGUCCUCACUCCCACCGGCGGCAAACUGGCUGGCUUGGUUACGCUGGGCAACCUCCUCAGCUACAUCUCGCGCGGCAGGGCGUCGCCCCAGAGCCCGGUCAAAGAUGUGAUGUUCGACUUUAGCCGUAUCGACGAGGUUGUGACGGACCCACGGAGGUUCAGCUCGGAUCUCAAGGGCAAGAAGCGCAAGUUUGUCGAGAUCACCAUGGACACCCCGCUUUCUGCGCUCAGCCGGUUCCUGGAGUGGAACAGCGCCGCCGUGGUGACGGAGAAGGUCGAGGGCGAAGGGUCGAAGCCGGUUGCCGUCGUCACCAAAGUCGACUUGCUGACCUGGAUGGUGAGGAAGAAGUCAUAGACAGGCGGAGGAGUGUGAGUGGUUUCUGUCAAAAGUAAGGUAAGGAGCAACUUAGACUCAACAUCUGGUUAUUACAUCAGACAGCAGUUGUUGGACUCGGAAACUUCAGCAUUAGAUAGGCUCAACCCGUGCACAAGGGUAAAUACCAUAGCUUUUGUAUACCCACGAAUAGACUCAAUCAGUCAUUUACUAGACC
Molecule: messenger RNA, 1989 nt
Organism: Parathielavia appendiculata
Lineage: Eukaryota; Fungi; Ascomycota; Sordariomycetes; Sordariales; Chaetomiaceae
Product: cystathionine beta-synthase
Exons: 2
Coding region: 213-1793 (526 amino acids)
Cellular component (GO): cytoplasm
Molecular function (GO): cystathionine beta-synthase activity
Source: RefSeq, a predicted model, not a curated record